Molecule: messenger RNA, 2979 nt
Organism: Fusarium mangiferae
Lineage: Eukaryota; Fungi; Ascomycota; Sordariomycetes; Hypocreales; Nectriaceae
Exons: 1
Coding region: 1-2979 (992 amino acids)
Biological process (GO): phosphatidylinositol-mediated signaling; lipid metabolic process
Molecular function (GO): phosphatidylinositol-4,5-bisphosphate phospholipase C activity
Source: RefSeq, a predicted model, not a curated record
AUGUCUUGCUACGCUUCCGAAUGGCUCGGCCCGAGAGCUCAUUUCACCAUCGCAUCCUCCUUUAAACGAUCGGCUUUUCUCGAUACUUUCCGAACAACCUUUGAGAUUGCUUCAAAAGACAACGAAUCACUCUCCUGUAUUCGAGCGACCCUCACUCCCGCUGUCCGGGAGCCCAUCCGCCUUCUCAGUCUCUGGCUCCCCAUCAGCACCUUUGCCUUUACCUGUAUCAUUGCAUGUUGGCCGGCCCAACAAACCACAAGCUCCUUAACCUCGAAGAAUGGCCGUAUCACACGCGCUAUCAAUCUCUUAGCUUAUAUUCAGUUUAUCUUCUUCUCAGGCGCCCUCAGCCUUCAAUACCCUGGCUUCUUCCAACCUCUUGUCGGCCUCUGUAGCUGGUCUACCCUGAUGCUUCCGGCGGGUCCUGUAGAAGCCUCCUCACCUUAUGCACGAGCCGGCGUGAACGACGGCAUUUAUGAACACAAUGGAACCAUCACGGGAGCGCCAGGUUUGGAACUACUUACCCAGAUGACGGGCUCACCAGUGAAACCUCAGAGUUGGAUGAAUACUUUCGCCCUAUCACUCAUUAUCUUUUUCUUUCUCUACUUAUCAUCAUACAUUAACUUCAGGCUGAGUACUCGCGACUCCCCCUCAAACUUUACCUGGAAAACUAUUGGAGCGCAGCUCAGGGAUAGGUACUGGGCUGUUGUCCGGCUUUUCCUCAGCUGUUUCAUGCUACCGAUCAGUGCAUGGGCAACCUACCAAUUCCUCGACGACCAGAUCUUUGGAUAUCGAAACUCCGCUAUGGCAAUCCUAAUCUUGAUUGUGUUAUUAGCAGGCUUCUGGUGGAGUUGGACAAGGGACUCCGAGAUGGGAUCGCUGGUCAUCCAAAGCCCAGGCCGGCUGAACAAAGACCCAGAAUCCGGGCGACAAUACUACGCUUUGGUGUUGUUCUCCUUGAUGUUUUUACGAGGAAGUGUCAUUGGCGGAUUGCAGACAUACACUUCUGUUCAGCUUGGUGUUCUGUUGGGAUGUGAGCUUGUUCAACUGCUAGCAAUGACGUUUUGGACAAGAUUUGCAUGCUUCAUUUCACUUGCCGGCAUUUUGUCUGUCUCGAGGCUGGCCUUGUUCGCACUUCACAUUGGCUUUGUACCCGGACUCGCUAGUCAUUCAGGCAGGAUGCUUGUCGCCUAUAUCAUUCUUUGCGGGCAUGUUGCUGUCCUUACAUGCAUCUUUCUUCUACCUGCGGUUCUCGACAUGGCGCAUCUUAUCAUGUACGGCAGAGCCGUAACGAUGUCGGACGCCGAAAGAAGUGUACCUGUUCGAGAAGUCCCUAGACCUAUCCAGCGCGCUCAAACAGAUAUUGAAGGGCUUCAGAAGUCGGAGUCAGUCAAGACUCGCGAUCCAAACAGUCAUACUCGAGCGUCAUCCGACUUCAAUCAGCUCCUGUUGGAGAUGAUCCUAAAGCGCGAAACAAACAAUCUACUGAUUGGUCCAACAUCUCAAAAAGCACUAACAAAGUUUUUGGAAGACUUGAAAGGGAGAGAUGGGAGAGCCGAAAUUGAGAAGAAUCCGGCCGUUUUCAGCGACUCUUCCAGUACGCUCAUCGGUUCGGGCAGCUCCAAGGAGGAAAUCGCACCCAUUUCCGACAUCUCUAGAAACCUAAUUUCUCACCUAUUCUCGAACGAAAAUUUAGCUAUCCGCAGCGCCCCUCGACACCAUAAUCUCGACUGUCCUAUCAACGAAUACUUCAUCUCCUCUUCUCAUAACACGUACCUGCGCGGCCGCCAAGUCGCCGCCCGCUCCAAGCUUAAAGGCUACAUCUCAACGCUUUCACAAGGUUGUCGAUCUGUGGAGGUGGAUUGCUGGGAUGGGCGAGACGGGCAGCCGAUUGUCAAGCACGGAUACAGUUUGACAACGUCUAUCAGCUUUCGGUCUGUCAUAGAGACCAUCUACAAUUAUGCCUUCUCUGCUUCUGAUUUGCCCUUGUGGCUAUCGCUGGAAGUUCACUGUAACCCAGCGCAGAGGGAUAUCAUGGCACGUACCAUGUUGGAGAUAUUCAGGUACAGCCUGUUAGUGGAACCACUUGAUGCAUCAUCACAAGAACUGCCAUCUCCUAAUCAGCUUCGCGGAAAGAUUCUCCUGAAGGUCAAGGUAGCUCGAGAUCCAGAGCCACUUCAGGAGCCACUUCCACCUGAAUACCUGAACCUGGACGAGCCUGGGGAAGAUAUCGAGAAAGACGACGACCAAGAUCUGCCAGGCGACUCGCUACAGAGUCUUGCAGUAUAUGGAGCGAGCAGACGGCUACCUAAAGACGCAGAGUUCGACACGCAUAGGAACUUCAUCUACUCUGUCUCUGAGCGAAACUUCAAGAAACACACCAAAGACAACUGUUCGCUGCAAUUAGCAGGAACACAGCAUCUCGUUCGCGUGUAUCCAGAUCCGAACAGGGUCGACUCAUCCAACUUCGAUCCCCUUCAAUGUUGGAGACAUGGGGUUCAGAUGGCCGCUCUGAACUGCCAGACCGAUGAUUUCUACAUGAGCCUGAAUCAGGCAAUGUUCCAUGGAAGCUUAGGAUAUGUGCUGAAAGCUUCGCCGCAACCAGCACAGAUACAGCUCGAAGUUGAUGUUCUUAUGGCGCAGGGCUUGAAGAUAUCAGCAGGGAACGGCCCGGUCCAUGUCAAGAUGAAGCUGUUGACACCCGAUACAACGAGCAAGAAAGCACGGACAGCACCUGUGCUUUUGCAGGACUCAGAUGUAGCUUUUGAUGAGAACCUGGAGAUGUCGGUGGAGACGAAUUAUCCUGAUCUCACAUUCCUGUACUGGUCAGUCAAGACCAUGUCCAGCGGACGUUCUAUGCCGAUCAUUUCGGGCGCUGCCAAGGUAGAGAAUCUUAGGGAGGGAUAUAGGGUCCUCCCGCUGGGUGAGGCGUCAAAAGACGAGGGGCGUUUGUUAUGUAAAAUUAGUGUAAAGUCGAUGUAA